UUUUUAAUCUGGAUGUGCAAAGUGCAAAAAUGUAUAAAUGUGGGGUGCAAAUUGCAAAUCAAGCCCUCUCCCCUCUAAAAACCCUAGUAGCCUCAAUCAGACUUGUUCUGAAGAAGAUUCUGUUAGCCCAAAGCUCGCUGCAGCCGCGACACAACAAUGGGUGCCUAUACAUACGUGUCCGAGCUAUGGAAGAAGAAGCAAUCCGAUGUGAUGCGGUUCUUGCUGAGGGUCCGCUGCUGGGAGUACCGUCAGCUUCCCGCUGUUGUGCGUGUCACCCACUCCACCCGGCCAGACAAGGCCCGCCGCCUCGGCUAUAAGGCAAAGCAGGGGUAUGUCAUCUACCGUGUUCGAGUUAGACGUGGUGGAAGGAAGAGACCAGUUCCCAAGGGUAUUGUGUAUGGUAAGCCCACCAACCAGGGUGUUACUCAGCUGAAAUUCCAACGCAGCAAGCGAUCAGUUGCAGAGGAACGUGCCGGAAGGAAAUUGGGCGGUCUUAGGGUUCUGAAUUCUUACUGGAUCAAUGAGGACUCAACUUACAAGUACUAUGAGGUAAUUUUGGUUGAUCCAGCCCAUGCUACUGUCCGGAACGACCCAAGAAUCAACUGGAUAUGCAAUCCAGUACACAAGCACAGGGAGCUCCGCGGACUUACUUCUGCUGGAAAGAAAUACAGAGGUCUUAGAGGAAAGGGCCACUUACACCACAAAGCCCGCCCUUCAAGAAGGGCUACCUGGAAGAGGAACCAGACCCUUUCUCUCCGCCGAUAUCGUUGAUCUGCAUGGUUUUGUUUGGUAUUACUAUAAUAGAGUUAAUAUGUUGUCUCUGCUCUAUGAUUUUUGUCCACUUAAAGCAAGUUGAAUGUUUCUUACUCAAGUUUUGUGUCAUGGGAAUUUCAUAUCUGUUGUUUCCUCUAUAUUUUGGCAUUUAAGUCUGAUAUUUGCAUUGGUGUCCUAUCUUGCUGCUGUGUACCUGUCAUUUCCGUUACAGCAUUAUAUUCAUAUGAAGGCUGUUGCCAUCA
Messenger RNA from Sesamum indicum (sesame), 1016 nucleotides. Its product is annotated as large ribosomal subunit protein eL15-like. Gene Ontology annotation, cellular component: cytosolic large ribosomal subunit; ribosome. Gene Ontology annotation, molecular function: structural constituent of ribosome; RNA binding. NCBI's taxonomy places the organism in Eukaryota, Viridiplantae, Streptophyta, Magnoliopsida, Lamiales, Pedaliaceae. Gene Ontology annotation, biological process: cytoplasmic translation. The record is from RefSeq and is a predicted model, not a curated record.